Molecule: messenger RNA, 329 nt
Organism: Staurois parvus
Lineage: Eukaryota; Metazoa; Chordata; Amphibia; Anura; Ranidae
Source: the annotation of a GenBank genome assembly
CACUGAUAUGUGGCACUGAUUGGCAUUGAUAGGUGGCACUGACUAGCACUGAUGGGUGACACUGAAAGGCAGCUCAGAUGGGCACUAAUAUGUGGCAUUGAUGUGCACUGGUAGGCACUGAUAUGUGGCACUGAUGGGCACUGGCACGUGGCACUGUUCAGCACUGACAUCUGGCACUGAUGGACACUGACAGGUGGCGCUUAUGGGGCCACACUGAUCAUCAGGGCACACUGAUCAUCAGUGCCCUGAUGAUCACUGUCAGCGUGACAGCUCGUGAGGAGAGAAAUGCCGAUAACCGGAAUUUACCUGUUUACAUGUGAUCAACUGUG